AAUCCGCAGUAGAAGGAAAAACGAGAAAAGAAAGGAAGACAAUCUUUCUCUUUUCUCUCUCUAAACCAAUUUGAUUUGGAAGAUAUCUAAACCAAUUUGAUAAGAUCCGCAGCAAUUUGAUUUUUCGCCUACUUCCCUAAACCAAAAAUUCCAGAUCCUCUUUUGGCUUCACGGUAGAAAUCCCUAUUUGCGUCAUCUUUUCGCCUCUGCUUCUCUAAUUCUCGCUCGUCGGGCCUUCCCCAGCCGGCGCUGGGUCUUCUGACGGUGGCCGGCUCCGGGCUGAGUGGUCUCCUCCGCGAUUUUGGGUUAGUGCCUCCCCUUUCCGGCUUUGGAAGAAGAUGGCGACUCAGGCGAGUUCAGCGUUGACAUGGUCAUUGACGCCUCUGCUCCGACCAUCCGCGCCACCGUGGUCCAGGCGGCCACCGUCUUCUACGACACCCCAUCAACUCUUGAGCUAAUUUUGCUUGGGGGAACUUUUUCUGAGAAAAUUAGGUUAAGGCUUUUAGGAACAUCUCCGGCCGCGCAAUUGCUUGCUAAUGAGCCCGGGGAUGCGGUUCGAGGGUCGCGUUUUGAAGCAGUCUCAGGAAUGGACGGUGGUGAUCAAAAUGGUGGUGGAGGGUCACGAUGGAACCCAACAAAGGAGCAAAUAGAGAUGUUGGAGAGCUUGUACAAGCAGGGUGUACGUACACCCACGGCCGAACAGAUACAUCAGAUCACUGCCCGCCUCAGGGAAUAUGGCCACAUCGAGGGCAAGAACGUCUUUUACUGGUUCCAGAAUCACAAGGCCCGGCAGAGGCAGAAGCAGAAGCAGGACUAUCUCAACUGCUUUCUAUAUAAUACCCCUCCUUCACUACUCCUCCCACAAAAUCACAAUGGUUUAUGCAGCCCAUGGUACACAUCAGCCAAAAGCAUAGAGCCAGGGUUUUAUCAGCAGUACCCAAAUGUACAACUGUCUACAGCAGCAGGUAAUUUGAAGGGGGAAAGGUACAACAGGUUGAUGCAUGGAAGCCAAAAUGUGGGAAAAGAAACACUGGAUUUAUUCCCACUUCACCCCACUGGAAUUCUGCAAGCCAAAAGUGGGGUUAUUGAGAGUGAGGGUAGUAUUGGAAAUGAGAAGAACAAAUUUGCUACUACAACUUCUUCUAAAAAUGACAACAAGAAAGCUGGCAAUGCUCAUCACUUUUUUGAUUUUUUCUGCAGAAAUUGAAGAAAAAAAAAUUAUAAAGACAGAAAAGGUCUUUCUUUUAUUUCAGAAAAAAGAAAUUAUUAAUCACUGAAUUUUAGGUUUUUUAUUUUUUCUCAUCAGAAGGGACUGACAGGAUCUUUGAUUGCUAGGUGGAGAUUGAAUUUUCAUGUUGACUGAAGAUUAGAGGAUUGAUUUCAAUUUUAUUUUUCUUUUUUAAUUUAUAAAGAAAAACAAAAAAAAUUGGUUGCUGUUUUUGGGGCUUUGAGAAGGGGACUGACACAAAAGGUUGCUUUUUUUCUGUUUUGGGCAUAGGCAAAAAUGGUUUGUUUUAAGUGUUUGUAGUGAUGACUGGUUGAUGAAGACUUGCUUGUUUGUUAUUUCCAAUGUUAUCUGAAAAUUGUGUACGUCGGAUAUUUCUUUAACUGCAUCCUUGCUGUUGCUUAUUGGACUUAAUCAUGAUAGUGGUGCUAUUUACCAAGAAAAGCUAGUACUACCUCCUAUUCUUUUUAAAU
This is a messenger RNA of Striga asiatica, 1698 nucleotides long. The record is from the annotation of a GenBank genome assembly. NCBI's taxonomy places the organism in Eukaryota, Viridiplantae, Streptophyta, Magnoliopsida, Lamiales, Orobanchaceae.